This is a messenger RNA of Aspergillus thermomutatus, 1407 nucleotides long. RefSeq names its product MCT family MFS transporter. Gene Ontology annotation, biological process: transmembrane transport. Bases 1 to 1407 code for a protein of 468 amino acids. The record is from RefSeq and is a predicted model, not a curated record. Gene Ontology annotation, cellular component: fungal-type vacuole membrane. Gene Ontology annotation, molecular function: transmembrane transporter activity. NCBI's taxonomy places the organism in Eukaryota, Fungi, Ascomycota, Eurotiomycetes, Eurotiales, Aspergillaceae. The transcript has a single exon.
AUGUUGACAAACGCUAGAAUCUCUGGCAUCGCCAAUAUUAAUGUUGACGAGACAGAUCAACACACAUCUAAUGAGAGCCAACCAGUCUCUCCGGAAACAUCACCACUCUCAUGUUCCGAGAAACAGUCAAAGGCCGUGCCUCAUGCGGCCGUCGAAAAUCCUUUAGUGGGCAAGGCAGGAAAGUCAGUUGAGUCGUCGACGCAGCAUAAUUCGCAAGAUGGCCUACCUUCGACCCGCGAUACAGACAGAGAGCUCGAAGAAGGAGGCCAUGGACAGUUCAGAAACGGUGCUUCUUCAGAUAUCUCGGAACAUCAGAUUCCCGUGAGUCGAGUCACAACCGAUGCCGAUGGAAACACAUAUCCAGAAGGCGGUUUAGAGGCAUGGCUGGUGGUAUUUGGAAGUUUCAUGGGUCUUUUUGCGUCCCUUGGUCUGGUCAACACCAUUGGCACAUUUCAGGCGUAUCUUCAAGAUCAUCAGCUGAAAGAAUACAGCCCUGGCAACGUGGGCUGGAUAUUUGGCGUUUACUCGUUCCUGACCUUCUUUUGUGGAGUUCAAAUCGGCCCGGUCUUCGAUGCAAAAGGGCCUCGAUUUCUUGUUCUUGCCGGCUCUGUUUUAGUCGUGGUGAUGAUGAUUGCCCUAGGGUUUUGCACCAAAUACUGGCAUUUCAUGCUUGUGAUCGGAGUCGCUGGAGGAACGGGAGCCUCUCUGAUUUUCACGCCUGCGAUAUCCGCAGUCGGACAUUUCUUUAACGAAAAACGCGGCGUUGCAACUGGUCUUGCUGCUACCGGAGGCUCUGUUGGGGGAAUAGUUUUCCCACUGGUCCUGGAGACUCUCUUUCCCAAGAUCGGCUGGGCAUGGGCAACCCGUGUUAUUGCCUUGAUUUGUUUGAUCUUGGUAAUCGGAUCCUGCCUGCUUGUGAAGUCGCGUCUGCCUAAGAAGCCGGCUUCCAAGGAGAACGUCCUCCCCGAUUUUCGGAUUUUUCGAGAUGCCAAGUUCGCUUUCACAACAGCAGGCAUCUUUUUCAUUGAAUGGGGCCUCUUUGUUCCGAUCAGCUAUAUCUCUUCAUAUGCUCUAGCCCACGGGGUCUCUACAAAAUUGUCAUAUCAAAUGGUAGCUUUCCUCAACGUGGGCUCGGUCCUAGGAAGAGCGAUCCCAGGAUUCAUCGCAGAUUUUCUUGGUCGUUUCAAUACACUGAUUGUCACAGUGGCCCUCUGCCUCGUGUGCAACGCAUGCCUCUGGCUUCCUGCUGGCGGCAACGUUCCUUUAAUGAUUGUUUACUGCGUGAUAUUUGGGUUCGCCAGUGGCAGCAAUAUCAGCCUUACCCCAGUAUGCGUUGGACAACUCUGCAAGAUUGAGAAUUACGGGAGAUACUACGCCACGGCGUAUACCAUCGUAAGCUUCGGGUAA